Cetraspora pellucida is the source of this 299-nucleotide messenger RNA. The record is from the annotation of a GenBank genome assembly. Lineage: Eukaryota; Fungi; Glomeromycota; Glomeromycetes; Diversisporales; Gigasporaceae.
AUGACCUCUGCAAUGGUUGCAAAAUCAAAAUAUAAACUAGAAUAUAAGAUCAGAGAGUAUGUAAAAAUUCUUAUUCUCAAGAUUGACCAAUUUGAUAAGUUAAAUUAUAAUGAAACAUUUAAAUACUAUUUUGAAUGCAAAAGUGGCAUAUUAAAUAAUUUAUAUUGUGCUAAUGAAUUGAAACCAUUAGGCAUAAAAGAAUAUCCAGAGUUAAAUAAUAUUCCAACAGAUAAUAUUUCUGUUAGAGAAGCUGUACAAACUCAAAAUACUGAUAAUGGCUUUAUGAAAAAUAUGUGCAA